CGUAUAUUUAUGUCGUCGGAAUAACUGUGUACUGUGUAAUCUACCUGGGUGAUAAAUCUGUAGUACUCUCAGUACUUACUGGACUGAUUGAAAUACGAUACAAUUUUAUCAUUCACUAUUUAAACUGAGGAAGCUGUACGCUCAUCUUCUCGUAUUCAGUUCAGCGGGAUUCCCAAACUGGCCUGAACAAAUGUCAACAUGACAGCUAAACCCCACGAAUCUCACAACAGAAGCGUUCUCCACAGAGCAAAGGAGGGGGAUUUACUGGAGUUUCCCCGGGGGUGGUACUCCCACUGGGCUGUUUAUGUAGGAAAUGAGGAGGUGGUGCAUUUAGCCGGGGAUGAAAAUGACGGUAUAAAUGGUAACAUAAAAACACACCAUGUAUUUACCAUCUGUGGGAAAACCUUCAACAAGGCUAUAGUUAAACGAGAGAACUUCUGGGAGGUCGUUCUGGACUCCAAGGCCGAAAUCAACAACAACAAAGACAGAAAAUGCAGUCCACGUCAAGCACAUGAAAUAGUUGAAGAAGCCUUGAUGAAGAUAGGAAAGAUUGGCUACAAUGUACUGUGGAAUAACUGUGAACAUUUUGCUGCCUACUGCAGAUAUGGGGUGAACUGGUCAGAGCAGGCUAACACGGCCUUGACCUGGAUGAUGGUGGGGGGAGCCAUGGUGAUGGUGGGAGGAUUAGUUAAGGAAUGGUUCAGUGGCAAGGAAGACAAAAAGGAAAAGAAAGCAGAAACUUCCUGAAUACUUCACAGUUCCAGAAAUGUUGUGGACAUUAUAUAUUUCACUCCUUAGUAAUUUAUUUUUUUGGAAUAUUUGUUAAUUAAUGUUUAUGUAUUUAAACUUUGAUUUUAUUAAUUGUGAUACCGUUAAUUUUACUAGGAAUUAAUUACAUGUUUUGAAUGUAUAUUUUUCUUUGGUUUUGGCUGAAGUGCAAUACUAAUGAU
Saccostrea cuccullata (small rock oyster) is the source of this 950-nucleotide messenger RNA. RefSeq names its product phospholipase A and acyltransferase 3-like. The coding region runs from base 199 to 747 and encodes 182 amino acids. The transcript has 4 exons. Gene Ontology annotation, molecular function: A2-type glycerophospholipase activity; glycerophospholipid phospholipase A1 activity. Gene Ontology annotation, biological process: N-acylphosphatidylethanolamine metabolic process. The record is from RefSeq and is a predicted model, not a curated record. Gene Ontology annotation, cellular component: cytoplasm. Lineage: Eukaryota; Metazoa; Mollusca; Bivalvia; Ostreida; Ostreidae.